Molecule: messenger RNA, 773 nt
Organism: Prunus persica (peach)
Lineage: Eukaryota; Viridiplantae; Streptophyta; Magnoliopsida; Rosales; Rosaceae
Product: auxin-induced protein 15A
Exons: 1
Coding region: 111-386 (91 amino acids)
Biological process (GO): response to auxin
Source: RefSeq, a predicted model, not a curated record
UUCAUCAACAACUCAAAUUCGCUUACUUGCCAACCAUCAAAGCUUUCUUUGUUUUCCAAGUCCUUUGAAUUCUUUUUCUUGUUCUGAUUCAACUUGAGAAUUUAAAAACCAUGGGCUUCUGGUUGCCAGGAACUGUUAACACCAAGAGAAGUCUAAACCAGGCAGCUGCUUCAAAGGCCCUCCCAAAGGGCUAUUUUGCAGUGUAUGUUGGGGAGAGCCAGAAGAAGCGAUUUGUGAUUCCGAUAUCAUAUUUGAAUGAGCCUUUAUUCCUGGAUCUGCUGAAUCAAGCAGAGGAAGAAUUUGGAUAUGAUCAUCCAAUGGGUGGAAUUACUAUCCCCUGCAGUGAAGACACCUUCCUUGAUCUCACUUCCCAUUUACGUGUUUGAGUGAACGCUAAGGAAGUUAAUGUGGGAAGCCCUCUGCAUCCGAAUCUUUCCUCAUUUCGACCACAACUCACUAAGUCAAGAUGAAGAAGAGGCUAUAAUUGAUCACACUCACAUCUUGUGUUGCUUGUGAGUCUGGGAAGCCUUCGGUAAUCAACCGACACGGCACCUUUGGUAAUCGCAAGCUGCAUGAGCUGAGCAGAAAGAUCCGAAAUUUUUGAAGCAGUCGAAUGACAAUGUCAUGAACUCUUGAUGACCAUUGGCCCCGAAAACAUGGACCCAAUUUUGAACUAAAAGAGAGUCAAGUUUUCUCUUUGAACCCCAUGUAAACGUUGUUGUUUCUCUGAGGAGAAGAGAAUAUGGGAAUAUAUAAGACAAUUUAGAUCCUCA